Microbotryum saponariae is the source of this 2161-nucleotide messenger RNA. Lineage: Eukaryota; Fungi; Basidiomycota; Microbotryomycetes; Microbotryales; Microbotryaceae. The record is from the annotation of a GenBank genome assembly.
AUGGAGCCCGGUACGCCGACGCACUUCAACGCGAUCAUAGUCGGUACAGGAUUGACCGAAUCAGUCGUCGCAGCGUGAGUUUCGCACUGUCUACUCCCGAGCUACAUGCUUGAUCCUGUUGGCUCUCCGCUGAGUGCGGCUCGAGCUCCCAUCGACGACUGACUUGGCUCUUGCCUUCCUUCGACCGAGCAGCGCCUUGUCAAAAUCCGGGUAUUCGGUCUUGCAACUCGACCAAUCCAGCAACUACGGCGAUCAAUGGGCCUCGUUGUCGCUACAAGAAUUGAGCGAAUGGGCCUCUGCAGCGCCUGGUGCGUCGACGAGUCCGAGCGCACCCCCCACGGACCUCCUCCCCACCGGCCAACGCUUCGCCCUGUCUCUGUUUCCGACCUUGUUGCGAGCGACCGGUCCGGCGAUCGACGUUCUUGUGCGGAGUAAGGUCGCUUCGUACCUCUCGUUCGGCAAAGUCAGCGGUGUAGGGCUGUGGAGUUGGUCCGAGCACGACGAUGGCGAUGACGAAGCAACCAAUGAGAUUGCGAAACCUCACGGCAAGGGCAAAGGGAAAGGCAAGGUUGAACCCGUGCCAUCGAGCAAAGCCGACGUCUUCAACCACGAGACUCUUUUCUUGAUCGAGAAACGCCGCUUGACCAAAUUGUUGCUGCUCGCGGCGGGUCAAGAGUCACUCGCCGACGAUCCAAGAUUGAGCGGUCAGUUCAAUCCGAACUGUCUCGGGGACCGGCAUGAGGAGACUACCGGCUUAUGAGAUUCCAUCCUCAUAUACAUGUAGACCCCGAUUUGACUCUUCAAGAUUGUCUACAAAAGACGUUUUCGCUCUCGUCGGAAGUGUCGAGCUCGCUGGCGUAUUCGCUCGCUCUAUGCACUUCGGAUCGAGGUGAGUCACGUGACCCUCAUUCGAGGUCGACCUUGCGCUGACCCAGCUUUGUGGUCCAUUCUUGUCUUUCAGACCUUGCGCUACCGGCACUUGAGCGACUACGAACAUUCAUACACUCGUCGGGGCGGUAUGGUCCGUCCCCCUUCCUCGUCGGCCACUACGGUGGCGCGGGCGAUCUCGUCGGUGGUUUCUCACGGUGAGUCCGAGACAAUUCUUUCAGGUCAAAGGUUUCGUGGGUCCCCCGGAGGCUGAUUGUGGCUUUCUCUACGAGAUUCUGACAGGAUCUGUGCUGUCUGGGGUGGCGGACAAAUCCUCGGACGACCCAUCGGACCCCUGAUCCUCGAUGCGAAGCCAGGGAUCGUCGUUCCUACGGCCCAGUCUCCCUUCUUCGUUCACGCUUCCCAACCUCCCCCGCCUGCCGCGCCUUCAACCUUCGCCGACGACACUAUACCACAUAGUGCUUUGGGCGUCCCCGUUCGGAUCGAGAAGGAUCAACCCGCGGACGUCUUUACGGCCGAUUGGAUCAUCACGGCCCAGUCCCAUGUUUCCAUUUUGUUUCCUGAGGAGAUACGGACGACCCCUGGUGAAGGAGGAUCGUCCGAUAUCGAUUCCGUCCACGCCAUCGUCAUCCUCCCUGACGCGAUCCCUUUUCCGAAUCCGAAACGGAACCAAGGGGCCGAAGGAGAGGAAACACAGGAUGUGGACCACGUCCCUGAUUCGAGCGUGUUCGUGUUUUCGCCCAAGGAGUUGAGUGACGAGUUGGGCACGGUCACGGCCUUGCAAGUCGGACCGGGGACGUUCGCGUGUCCUUCUGGAUCCUGUGAGUCCUUGGACCAGGGAUGACCGUCCGGUGACGACGAGACGUAGGUUUGCUGAUCGUUCUCGCCGUCUGCCUCAUGUCCGCCAGUCGUGCUUUAUCUCGAUGCACCGGUCCUCACAGCUACUAAUCGUGACACUGCUGCUCUUCUCUCCCCUUACCUCGACGCAUUGCUCGCCUUGAGUUCAUCGGACAUCUCCCCGCGGUACAGCGUCUUUUACGCCUCCUCCAAACCGCCUGAACCGACAUCGUCCGUCCCUCGGAAUUUUUUGGUCGUCCCACCUGUUCCUAGCUCGGGUAAGACGGAUCGGUUAGCCACUGCGUUGGAUGAGGCGGUAAUGGAAGCCGAGAGGGUAUUUUGGACCGUCGUGGGUGAGGAAGGGAGGAAGGAAGGGGUCGAAUUUUUCGAGCAGGGGCAGGUCGGCGUGGGGGAGGAGGAUGAGGACGAGCAGUAG